AGCUGCGUUCCGUAGGGAACGGCGCUCGCGCCGACCAGGGGUUUCAGUUUCUGGCGCGAACUUCCGCCGUUCUGAAGUUGCCUGGCAAAUUGGCGCGAUGUCGGGGGACAGUAGCGGCCGCGGGCCGGAGGGCCGGGGUCGGGGUCGCGACCCGCACCGGGAUCGCACCCGCUCUCGCUCUCGCUCGCGUUCCCCGCUGUCCAGCCGCGGCGCCGCGCCGGAGCGCCCGAGCUUCGAUGACGACGAGCCGUCGGAUUCUGGGGACGAGAUGGUGGACCCGGCCACCCUGGAGGCCGAGACCGACUACGGCCUGUGCCGCCAGAUUCGCCACCAGUACCGGGCGCUCAUCAACUCGGUCCAACAAAACCGGGAGGAUAUACUUAACGCCAGCGACAAAUUAACAGAGGUCCUUGAAGAAGCCAACAACCUAUUUAAUGGAGUGUCCCGAGCAAGAGAAGCAGUCCUAGAUGCCCAGUUUCUUGUUCUGGCUUCAGAUUUGGGCAAAGAAAAAGCAAAGAAGCUACGCUCUGAUCUGAACUCAUUUGAUAUGUUAAGAUACGUUGAAACUCUACUGACUCAUAUGGGUGUAAAUCCGCUAGAAGCUGAAGAACUCAUCCGUGAUGAAGAUAGUUCUGAUUUUGAAUUCAUAGUCUAUGACUCCUGGAAAAUAUCAGGCAAAACAGCAGAAAACACCUUUAAUAAAACCCAUACAUUCCACUUUCUGUUGGGUUCAAUACAAGGAGAGUCACCUGUGCCAAAGCCACGAAUUGAUCGCCCCAAAAGAGUUCGGAUAAUACAAGAGGAGACAACAAUGCCUGCUCAGUUAAAAAGUAUGGGAGAAUGUCAUCAAGAAGCAACAGAAAAAGAAGUAGAAAGAAUCUUGGGAUUGUUGCAGACAUAUUUUCGAGAAGAUCCUGAUACUCCGAUAUCCUUUUUUGACUUUGUGGUGGAUCCACAGUCUUUCUCCCGUACGGUGGAAAACAUGUUUCAUGUAUCCUUCAUUAUACGGGAUGGCUUUGCACGAGUAAGACUUGACCGAGACCGAUUGCCGGUAAUAGAGCCUGCGAAUGAAGGAACUGAGGGAAUUGACCAUAACACCCAAGUUAGGAAUCAAUCAGUUAUAGCUUUGAGUUAUCGUGACUGGGAGGAGAUUGUGAAGACCUUUGAGAUUUCUGAGCCUUUGAUUCCUCCAGCGCAGAACAGACAGAGGCAAAGUACUUGAUGCCAGCUGAAGGACUCAAAUGGAUAGUGAAAUCCUAAAAGGAAAGCAGCAUGUAUUGUAUAUAUUGUAUGAUUGCACAUUUUUAAAGACAGGUUGUUUUUAGUAAAGUGUAGCUUUUGAUAGUUAAUAAAUUUGUGAUGGUUGUCUUUGAUUAAAAGAAAUUCACUCAUAUUUACAA
Messenger RNA from Chinchilla lanigera (long-tailed chinchilla), 1400 nucleotides. It is a transcript of the gene Nsmce4a, whose product is annotated as NSE4 homolog A, SMC5-SMC6 complex component. The coding region runs from base 98 to 1222 and encodes 374 amino acids. The transcript has 11 exons. The record is from RefSeq and is a predicted model, not a curated record. Gene Ontology annotation, biological process: DNA repair. Gene Ontology annotation, cellular component: nucleus; Smc5-Smc6 complex. Lineage: Eukaryota; Metazoa; Chordata; Mammalia; Rodentia; Chinchillidae.